GUUGAGCUGCUGUGUUUGUUUCACCGGGCGGAGACCAGCGCGGAUUACCGGGAAUAGAAGCCCGUUCCACCGCAGCAUGAGCGAAGGGACACCCCACACCGCCAUGGCGGAGGCCAACCGCCUCCAAGCCCCGCAGCGGAGACGAUCUCCCCGGUUCGGUUCUCCGGGAGUUCUGCGGGGAAACGAGAGCAAGAUGGCGCUGGGAGCGAAACGGACCAUCACGGUGAGGAAGAUCGUCCCCAGGAACACCGCCGCUCCGUCCGAAGACAACAAGGAAAACACUCCGAGGAGGUCCGGGAACCUCCGGCAGACAAAGCUCUCAUCCCCGGAACCGGACCGCCGGACCCCCUCCGUCUCCUCCGCCGUGAAGAGGAGCCAGCGGGCCUCCGUGCCCCCGGCCAGCCUCUCCUCCUCCUCCUCAGCCGGGCGGAGGGAGACGCGGCAGGCCGCCGCGCCGUCACCCAUCCUGGCCUCGCCGGACCCGGAGCAGCCGGACCCGGAGCAGCCGGACCCGGAGCAGCCGGACUCGGAGCAGCGGGACCCGGAGCAGCGGGACUCGGUCUGGACCCGGAAGGUCCGCCGCUCCUACAGCAGGCUCAGCGACAGCUCGCCCCACAGCCCCCGGAAGAGAGAGACUCUGUUCGGCUUCGAGAAGCUAAGCACCCCGGAGGUGGUCCGGAACCGGGCCGAACAUUCCGGGACGUCUCUGGAGGUUUCCGGGUCUUUCGUGUCUGUGUUGGAGGCGGAGGAAGGCUGUUCCGGACCGGACCCGAACAUCCCCGGGGUGGUGGUGGUGAAGGAGAAGAGGAGGAAGCGGAAGGUGCUGCCCAUCGACACCGAGGAGCUGGAGGUUCUGGCGGCCCAGAUGAACGCCGAGUUCCGGGAGGCGGAGGAGUUCGACCUGGUGGUGGAGUGAAGAGGCCCAGGACGGCCAGAACCAGAACUUCUGGACUAAUCACAGACUGGGGGGUUGGGGGUUCUGCAGAUUUGGUUCCUAGUUUUUUCAUCAUAACAGAAAAGAGGAAACGCGGUUCUGUUUACAGAAUGGACCGAACUGCAGCUUUAGGUUCUGUUAGAAAUCCGCUUUAUGUGAAUUUGUUCUCCUUCAUUAUGUGUAGAUCAGCUGGAUCAGAACCUCUGGAAGCUGAAACACGCUGGGCUUUAAAAGGUUCUGGAAAUGUUCUGUUAGGUUCUGUUGGAUCCAGCCCGGUUCAUCAGUACUUUAGCGCCGUGAUGCUGGAAAAGAUGCGGAACCAGAUUACUUUCUGCUGUUAAAUGGGCCCAGCUGUCAGAAAGAGGAACAUCUGUAGCUCUUGUUGUUUUCGGACUCAGAACCGGGUUUGUGUUCUGAAAUUAUAAUAAAUCCAGAAAACCAGAACA
This is a messenger RNA of Fundulus heteroclitus (mummichog), 1380 nucleotides long. It is a transcript of the gene cdca5, whose product is annotated as cell division cycle associated 5. Lineage: Eukaryota; Metazoa; Chordata; Actinopteri; Cyprinodontiformes; Fundulidae. The record is from RefSeq and is a predicted model, not a curated record. The transcript has a single exon. The coding region runs from base 77 to 916 and encodes 279 amino acids.